This is a messenger RNA of Ilex paraguariensis (yerba mate), 468 nucleotides long. The record is from the annotation of a GenBank genome assembly. NCBI's taxonomy places the organism in Eukaryota, Viridiplantae, Streptophyta, Magnoliopsida, Aquifoliales, Aquifoliaceae.
AUGAGUGAAAUUGAGGUGAUUGACGAUUAUAAUUGUGCUCAUGGUAAACCUCGGGUUUUAGUUCGUGAUUCUGGAAUUUUGAAAAGAUGGACCAAAAAUGCAAAACAAGGGGUGGAACUUGGUAUGACUUGUACCUUGUUGUUAGACAGUAGUGGAAAUUCAUCUAGGACAUUGCGCCUCAACAAGUUAAUGUGGAAGGCGUUUAGUGUUAUGAAUCUUAGUGCAGAUGACGAUACAACGGUUGAGAUUGUAGAAAAUAACAUGGAUAACAUUGUACAUCAAUUUGUACCACUGUUUGACAUGCAUAUUGCCAAUGGACGUACGGAUAUGUCUCAUUUCAACUCAGUAGCUACAAAUGUGCCUUGUCCGAAUAUGCCUUUUACCAGCUUAUUACAACCCAAUAUUGUAAUGUCGGAAAUGAAUCAGAGUUCCUCCAAAAGCACUUUUUACAAGGGCAUGAAUGAGUGA